Molecule: messenger RNA, 1158 nt
Organism: Trichoderma reesei QM6a
Lineage: Eukaryota; Fungi; Ascomycota; Sordariomycetes; Hypocreales; Hypocreaceae
Exons: 2
Coding region: 1-1158 (385 amino acids)
Biological process (GO): maturation of SSU-rRNA from tricistronic rRNA transcript (SSU-rRNA, 5.8S rRNA, LSU-rRNA)
Cellular component (GO): nucleolus
Source: RefSeq, a predicted model, not a curated record
AUGUCGACCCCCAAGAGAAGAACCCCGGCCAAGCUGGCCACGCCGGUCGUCAAGCCGGAUGCGAGGAGGGCAGCCCGGAGCACAAUCGAUGAGUCCAGAACAACCGUCUCCAACACCGAUGCUCUGCGCAGCUCGCAGGCCGAGACGAUAGAGAUCUCGUCCGACCCGGACAGCGACGAGGACAUGUCCGACGUCGAGGACAAGCCGUCCACCAAGGCCGCCGCCGACGCAGACGACGACGACGAGGAGGAGACGUCGCCCUCGUUUGGCGAGCUGCUGCGCGGCAGCGAGGCCAUCGACGUCGCCGCCAUUCUGCAGCAGUCGUCGACAGACAGCAACGCCGCCGCCCAGGCGUCGCGCAGCGCCAUUGCGCCUCCCUCGCACCAGUCCCUCACCACCGUCCUCACCCAAGCCCUCAAGACCGACGACACAGACCUGCUCGAGUCCUGCCUGCACACGACCGACAUCCACACCAUCCGCAACACAAUCGAGCGCAUCGACAGCUCCCUGGCCGGCAUCCUGCUCAACAAGGUCGCCGCCCGCCUGCACCGACGGCCCGGCCGCGCCGGCACCCUCAUGACCUGGGUGCAGUGGACGCUGGUGGCCCACGGCGGCGCGCUGGCCGCCCAGCCCAAGCUGCUGCACGACCUCAACAGCCUGCAAAAGGUGCUCGCCGAGAGGGCAAAGGGGCUCAACAGCCUGCUCGCCCUCAAGGGCAAGCUCGACCUUCUCGAGGGCCAGAUGGAGCUCCGCCGUAGGAUGCAGAGGAGCGCCGGCCUGCUCGGCGAGGGCGACGACGACGACGCCGACGACGAGGACGUCAUCUACGUCGAGGGCGAGGAGCGCGACGCCGAGCAGAAGAACCUUGCCAACGGAGUGCGCUCGCGGAGGCGCGGCGAGGCCGGCGCCGACGCCGAUGACGAUGAGGACGACGACGACCGCGUGCUCAACGGCUUCAUUGGCGACUCGGAGGACGAGGAGGAGGGCUCCGAGCAGGACGAAGAGGAGAGCGAUGCGGAGGAUGACCAGCUGGACGAGGACGAGGUCGACUUUGACGACGUGGACGAGUCAAUGGGCGAGGACGAGGAGAGCGAUGUCGAGGUUGCGCCGCCGACCAAGAUGCAGAAGGUGUCCAAGACAUCUGCAAAGAAGAAGUGA